Messenger RNA from Osmia lignaria (orchard mason bee), 3025 nucleotides. RefSeq names its product integrator complex subunit 4 (gene IntS4). NCBI's taxonomy places the organism in Eukaryota, Metazoa, Arthropoda, Insecta, Hymenoptera, Megachilidae. Gene Ontology annotation, cellular component: integrator complex. The record is from RefSeq and is a predicted model, not a curated record. Gene Ontology annotation, biological process: snRNA processing.
AUUUAUUUAAGUACCUAUAUGCACGCGACAAAAACGGAAAACAAUAAAACCGCUACCUUCCUAACCCUUAACAUUCGAUAUCCAACAGUUACCGCCACCUUUUGAUGAAUCGAGGAGUAAUACUAGAAGAAAGCCAGCGACAGUAAUGCGAAAAAUAUAAACAUUAUUGGUAUUUAUCAUGCUGAACCAGUAAAAGAGUAUGGCAGCUUUAAUGAAGAAGAGAGUUUUAGCAGAAUUUAACCAGAGCCAGGUUAUAAAUGAACCACCGUUAAAGAGGCUAAAAACAUUACGCCUCGCAGCUACUCCAGGUAGUAGUAAAAAUGGAACAGAAGGAAGUUCAGCAUUGGCUUAUAUCGAAUGUCUUGAGAAAAGUAAAUGUGGCAAUGAUGCUUUACAGCUUCUUGUUCGCAUAUCUGAUACUAUUGCCUACAUCUCUCCGGAAGAUGUUCCAUCGGUAGUAAAAAAAUUAUCAGAAAGAUUUACUAUAGAAACUGAAGCUGCAGUCCGUGCGAAAAUACUUUGGAUCUUUGCAGAAUUGGGAGAAGUUACAAACGAUGCAACCGAAAAGACACGAAUCGUUACCGAAACUUCAGAACUUUUAAGAAACGAAGAAUCACAUAGAGUGAAAAGUCAGGGUUUAGCAACGUUAUUAAAAUUAGGAGAUUAUCAUAGGAUGCUUGUAUUGAAAAUUGCCCGUGAGCAUUUGCCAGAUACUUGGCACGGCGUACAAACCCGUUGUCUUUCUAUUAUAGGUAGAUAUUUGACUGCAAAUACCGCGGAUGAUACAUUAACUUUUGUUGGUAAUUACGCACGUUCUCAAGAUCCAAGAGUACGUGCUCAGGCAUUUGAAACAAUGGCUGAACUUCAUUCUCAUAGAGGUUGCAGAUUGCCCGCAAGUUUCUUUGCAGAAGCUUGUGCUGCGCUUCGCGAUGAUUAUGAAAUAGUUCGUCGAAAUGUUCUGAAAUUGAUAUGGCUUUUAGGGAGAGAAUAUCCUGAAAACAUUAUCAUGGGAGCAGACGGAGAAGAUAUACGUAUGGUUGAUUGUGCAUUUUCUCAAAUAUGCGGUCUGAUGGGUGAUUUAUCAGCAAGAGUUAGAGCUUCGGCAAUGUCUCUUCUUGGAACAAUGAAAGGUGUAUCGCAACGAUAUAUAGAACAAGCGUUAGAUAAAAAACAAAAAAUUGUGGAAACAGAUAGACCAGAAGUGGAAGAAAAAAGUGGAUCUUGCGGUGCGUUUAUUCACGGUUUAGAGGACGAAUUUUUAGAGGUAAGGACAGCAGCAGUUGAGGCUCUAUGCACGUUAUCUUUGGAGCAACCAAAUAUAGCUAGAAUUUCCUUAGAUUUUAUGGUUGAUAUGUUCAACGAUGAAAUUCAAGAUGUACGAUUGCGUGCUAUCGAAUCGUUAAGAAAAAUGUCGGCAAGCGUAACGCUUCGCGAAGAUCAAUUAGAAACAAUUUUGGGCGCGCUAGAGGAUUUUUCAGGCGAAGUACGAGAAGGGUUACACGCUACUUUGGCUGCUAGCCGGCUUGCUACUAGAAAUUGUCUCCAUAUGUGUGUAAAUCGUCUUCUUGAUAAUUUGAGUCGUUAUCCACAAGACAAAGAAAGUAUUAGAUGCUGUUUAGCGGCACUAGGAGCUUCGCACCCAUAUUUAACGUUACCAUUGGUACCGCAACUUCUUGGACGACAUCCCUUUUUCGAUACACCCGAACCAGACGUUGACGAACCGUCUUAUGCAAGCGUUCUGGUUUUGAUAUUUAAUGCCGCAUUGCAUUGUCCAAGUAUGCAUGCUUUGUUUACAGAACACGCUUCGAAACAUUAUCAUUACUUACGCGACACUAUGCCGCAUUUCGUUCCUCGAUUACGGCCAACCGUAACAACUAGUGGACCAGGUUUUGGAAAUGAAGAUAAAAUCGACGACGAAGCCGAACGCGGAAAAGAAUUUUUGGAAAAAGUAGUGACAGGUGUUGAAAAUGCUAGACCCGGUGGCAGAGUUCAUACCCAACUUUUAGAAGCUGCAGCCAUUGAUCUCGAUCGUUUAGCAGAAAUGGAUCAUCGAAUGGAGGGAGCCGCACGUUUCACUGUCCUCUACAUACGAUGUUUGUUACUUUUAAAGUCUGUAUUGAAAGAAUUUUCAAUAUCAUCGACAAAUUCGGUAUCGACGAGCCCUUUGCCGAACACAACCACCAACGUGUCAGUUUUGCUACAAAAUACACAAAAGUUACAGCGACUUUUUAGUGGAUUAAGUGAAAAUGAAAUGAUACUAGCCAACGACGUAUGGUUAAAAGCAUUGGCGAUAGAAUUAAUUCGGGUAACGAGAAGCGUAACAGGAAGAAGCGCUCUUCCACUAGCGCGUCAUUUUCUCUCCGAAGCUGACACCCUACCACAAGAUACGUCGAAAUUGCCAUCAUUUUCUAGAGCUCUUGUACUUCAGAUUCCUACGUUAGCCGAUGUCAAGCCAGGAUCUUUAACGAGGCUGUUGUUACCGUUACUUUUGACACCGGCAUCGCAGGGAGAAGAACGACUCCCAAGACCAUCGGUGUCCACUAGAUUUUCUAGAGCAAUCAUUGAAGAACCUAGAGGCGAUGCGGACGCAGCAUUGAAAUUUACAGGAGGACUUUUAUUAGGGAUCCCGUUAACGGCAAAAAUAUUGAACUUGCGAGAUCCUAGUAUAUUACGUAUAAAACUGAGACAUCCCGACCAACAAGUACAAUUAUUGCUACCGCGUCAGUCAGAUUUACGACUACAAAAUACAGAACAGAACGAUUAUAGAUUGAAAACGACCGUACUACUUUCCCAUCAAGUUUGGAUGGAAGCUUGCAACGUAGAAAUUUCUCUUGCACUUUUUGUCCCAUCUUCGUCGGCCGUCUGCACACAUUCUCCCCUCGACGAUCCGUGUGUCAUUGAUCUUUGUAAGCCUACUAAAGUAUCAAUUGCACCAAAACCAAUCAAAAGGGGCAUCUAAAUAUUAAUUCUAAACCAUUAAUUUCAUAAAAUGUCUUUAUUGUAAAUAAUAAAAAUUCAAAACAUA